AUGGCGGCAGUGCGGUUACGCCGGGUCUUUCGAUAUCCAGAAGACUCGGACCAUGAGAAUGACCAUGAGGAGCUUGACGAGCAGGAGCAGGAGAGGGUGAUUGAGCAGUUGCAGCGACAGAAUGACACCCGUAAUGCUUACUACAAGCUCAUAUUCACCGUGAUCCCAUUAGUCUUGAUGACCACCUUUCUCCCAUCACUACUAUGGACCUCGAGUUUCUCUGAACGUUUUUGUUCUCUAGCGGGCAUCUCAUCCUUGCUAGCCUCAGCCUACGUCAUGCAAUACUUCCCUCUCCAUGCAGACCGCAAGGGUAAAAAACCCAUGAUAAUGGAAAACGAACAUCUGGCUUUGAUCCAUGCGGCCCUGGUGCCUAUGAACGGAGUGGUGUGCGGGUUACUGGCGCUAUCUGUGUUCUUGGGGGCCUGGCCUUCUGGCUCCUGGCCGGCACUCUAUCUCAUCCCUGGUGCUAUGCUUGGAGCUACUCUACUCGCUCGGCAGUCAAUACUUUCGGUCGACAUUUCCGCACUCAAAGACCUGCAAUAUGAGUACAAAGGCGCCUAG
This is a messenger RNA of Penicillium verhagenii, 561 nucleotides long. RefSeq lists its product as uncharacterized. NCBI's taxonomy places the organism in Eukaryota, Fungi, Ascomycota, Eurotiomycetes, Eurotiales, Aspergillaceae. The transcript is spliced from 3 exons. Bases 1 to 561 code for a protein of 186 amino acids. The record is from RefSeq and is a predicted model, not a curated record.